GCGCCAUAGUUUAAGAAUGUACUAUGGUAUUUUCUCUUAUUGAUUAAGAGGCUGUGCGCCAUCUGUUCUACUCUAAAUGCAUCUUCAUUCAUCAUGGAACGAUUAUUCUGCCGUUUCUGGAGUUCGGAUAUGGACGCAGAACUUUCACUUUCGACGAAGCUGAAAAACAUCUUGCGGUGAGAUGAACUAAUCAGCCUGACUUCAACUGGUGACGGAAAAAACAUCAUGGCAACUCCUGUGGCAGAGUUGAAGCCUCUGAAGCACAGCAGCAGUUUUGAGAUUCUUCCUCCAGAUUUUUCUGAGCUGAGGCUGGUUCUUCUGGGGAGCAGCUGGAGUCUGAGGAGCUCAGUGGGAAACCUCCUUUUGGGAAAGUCUGAGUUAAUGAAAGAUUCAACUCGAUGUGUCGAAGUCAGAGGAACAUUUCAGGACAAACUAGUGACUGUGAUCUACACUCCAGACCAGCUGCUCUCCACUGAUUCACAACAACACAAACUCCAACAGUUUAUACAAGACAUUAAAGAUCUGAGUGCUCCUGGUCCUCAUGUGUUCCUGCUGCUUCUACAGCCUGAAAACUUCACUGAGGAACACAAAAACAGACUACAGUCAGUCCUGGAGAGACUCAGUGAUCAGGACCUUCAACCAUUCACUGCUGCUGAUGUUCCAGAACACAAACAGAGACACCAGAGUCCACAGAGAAAUACAUGAGACAGACACAUAUAAGGGACAUGAUCAGCAGAUGUAGGUACAGAUUUCUGUGGAUGAAUCACACUGAUCUGUGUCAAUCUGAUCUGGAUCUGAAAGAAUUUAAACGUAAAGAGCUGUUCUCAAGAAUCAGUGACAUGUUGAAGGAGAACGAUGGAGAACAUCUGAGUCCUGACUCCUCUGAGGAGGAAGACACAGGUCUGACUUUGGCCUCUGGUAUAAAACACAAACCCUCUCUGAACCUGGUUCUUUUUGGGAGCAGUGGAGCAGGGAAGAGCUCAGCAGCUGAGUCCAUUUUAGGUGGAGCAGAUCUCCCUGCAGCGAGCAGCUCAGGGCAGUGUGUUAAACAUGAGGGAGAGGUCUGUGGGCGUCGGGUGUCUCUGGUGGAGCUGUCGGUUCUGUCUGGAGAACCUCUGGAGACAGUGAUGGAGCAGUGUCUCCGCUGCAUCUCCCUCUGUGCUCCUGAGGGCGUCCAUGCCUUCAUCCUGGUUCUACCGCUGGGUCAACUCACCGACGAAGACAAGGAAGAGUUUGAAAUCUUACAGAACACGUUGAGCACUCGGGUCAGAAACUUCACUGUGGUCCUGAUCUCCAUGAAGUCGGACGCUGCUCCUGUGAAAUUCACCAGAGAAAGUGGCGCGGACCUGGAGGAGCUGUGUCGGAUCUGUGGAGGAGAAGCCCUGUGUCUGAACAUCAGGGACACAGAGCAGGUCCUGGAGGUGAUGAAGACUGUGGACAAACUGACACAACGAGGCACCAGAGCCUACACCAGAGACAUGUUUACAGACGCUCUGGUGGAGAAAGCCGUCAAGUCUCCACAGAUGUAUUUGAGCCCAGUGG
Boleophthalmus pectinirostris (great blue-spotted mudskipper) is the source of this 1542-nucleotide messenger RNA. Its product is annotated as GTPase IMAP family member 5-like. The transcript is spliced from 4 exons. The record is from RefSeq and is a predicted model, not a curated record. NCBI's taxonomy places the organism in Eukaryota, Metazoa, Chordata, Actinopteri, Gobiiformes, Gobiidae. Bases 226 to 705 code for a protein of 159 amino acids. Gene Ontology annotation, molecular function: GTP binding.